UGUGCUCGCGCGCAGAAACACGUCACACAUUUUGAAGAAGAGGCUCGAGCUUUUCUCGAACUUUCCUUGGGUUCAAAUGAUGAGGUCGAGUUGUUGUUUUUUCCCCGACGGGUGUAAAAACUUUUAGUCAUCACACAGGGUUUGUUUUAACGCUUUAAUUAUACGCUUUAACGUAAACACGACGUUUAAAAAGAAAGAGAAAGCUGUUUUUAAAGGUUUUAUGUGGACGCCGGUGUUAUUUUACGGUAAAACCCGCUCGAAUCCGAUCUAAUAAACUCCCCAUGGAUCCGACAGCGGUUUGAUUCGGACACGUAGGAGUUUCUGACACGAUUUUAACACGUGAUUAUUUGUUGUUUGUAAUGAGUAAAGAUUAUUAUAAAGUCCUGGGCAUUCAGAAAGGCGCCUCUGACGAUGAGAUUAAGAAAGCGUACAGAAAACAAGCGCUGCGGUUCCAUCCGGAUAAAAACAAGUCCCCCGGAGCUGAGGAUCAGUUUAAAGAGAUCGCAGAAGCUUAUGAUGUGCUGAGCGACGCCAAGAAGAGAGACAUUUACGACCGGUACGGCGAGGAAGGACUUAAAGGCCAUACUGGAGGUUCUGGAACGAGUGGGUCAAGCUAUGCGUUCCACGGAGAUCCACACGCCAUGUUUGCUGAGUUCUUCGGAAGCCGUAGUCCAUUUGAUCAGUUCUUCUCCCACGGAGCUGAUGACGAUGACAUGGACGUGGAUGACCCCUUUGCGGCGUUUGGCAUGGGGGGCAUGGGAGGCUUUCCCAGGCCCUUUAAGACCCGCAUCGGCGGUGUGCAUGCUGCACGGGAGAAGAAGAAAGACCCUCCUGUUAUUCACGAGCUCAAGGUGAGCUUGGAGGAGGUGUUCUCUGGCUGCACUAAGAAGAUGAAGAUCUCACGUAAGCGGCUGAACCCAGACGGCCGCACGGUCCGCACCGAGGACAAGAUCCUCACCGUGAACAUUAGGCCUGGCUGGAAGGAGGGCACGAAGAUCACGUUCCCUAAAGAGGGAGACGAGACACCCACUAACAUCCCCGCUGACAUUGUGUUUGUUGUAAAAGACAAGACACAUUCGGUAUUCCGCAGAGACGGCUCAGAUAUAAUCUACUCUGUAAAGAUUUCCCUCCGAGACGCGCUCUGUGGCUGCUCGAUCACCGCGCCGACGCUGGACGGCCGGACCAUCACCGUGGCAUGUCGUGACGUCAUCAAACCAGGCAUGAAGAAGAGGGUCGUGGGUGAGGGACUACCCCUGUCCAAAUGUCCCGAUAAGAGAGGAGACAUGGUGCUGGAGUUUGUUGUGAAGUUUCCUGACAAAGUGGCGCAGAACACUCGUGAUGCUCUGUUGGAGAUCCUCCCACCAUGAAUGGCCAUCGUGGGUGUGUGUGCGGGGGGCAGAGUAGGUAGGGUUGGGGUCGGGAGAGAUGGGGUGGUUGGUAGUGGAGACGAUGGGGUGGUUUCUGCUGCACACGACCAGACUGCUUCACAGUAUUAAUUUAUAAACCACUUGAGUGCACUUUUGCUGUCACUGUGAACCCUUUGCACAGGACAGACACUCAAGACACACACACACAGGGUGUGAACCUUAGCUGGAGCUGCCUUUAUAGUUUUUUCAGCUUCUGCAGGAGUCAGUGCUGAUUUAUCAUGGAAGUUAUAAAAAAAAACAGCGGUGUGGGUGUGUUUGUGGGUGUGGAUAUGUUUGUGGUGUGUUUGUGUGGUUGCGUUUUGGUGUGUCUAGUUUUGUUUAGGUGGGUGUGGGUGUGUGUGGUUGUGUUUGUGUGUCUAGUUUUGUUUAGGUGGGUGUGUGGGUGGAGCAGAAGGCGGGUAUCUUGAGUCAUUAUCGUCUCCUCCCACAGAUUCCACACCCUUUGAUGAAUAUCCUCACCGUGACCCUGUACUGAUUCAUGCAUCUCAGAUCCUGAAACAUUUGAAACACCAUUUGACCUCCUGAAAACAGAUUUUUGUAUCAUCUAUAUGCAAAUUAAUCAAUGACUUAUUAGUAACAUUAUUCUUCAUUUCUAUUUAUUUCGUGAAAAUAAAUGCAUCAAAAGAUGCGGCUUUGCCAGGUGGUGGCAGUUUAAACA
Molecule: messenger RNA, 2085 nt
Organism: Tachysurus fulvidraco (yellow catfish)
Lineage: Eukaryota; Metazoa; Chordata; Actinopteri; Siluriformes; Bagridae
Gene: dnajb1a
Product: DnaJ heat shock protein family (Hsp40) member B1a
Exons: 3
Coding region: 360-1367 (335 amino acids)
Cellular component (GO): cytosol
Molecular function (GO): transcription corepressor activity; Hsp70 protein binding
Source: RefSeq, a predicted model, not a curated record